Messenger RNA from Dunckerocampus dactyliophorus (ringed pipefish), 2447 nucleotides. RefSeq names its product histamine receptor H2a (gene hrh2a). The coding region runs from base 471 to 1655 and encodes 394 amino acids. The record is from RefSeq and is a predicted model, not a curated record. Gene Ontology annotation, cellular component: membrane. Gene Ontology annotation, biological process: adenylate cyclase-activating adrenergic receptor signaling pathway. The transcript has 5 exons. Gene Ontology annotation, molecular function: G protein-coupled receptor activity. Lineage: Eukaryota; Metazoa; Chordata; Actinopteri; Syngnathiformes; Syngnathidae.
CCCAUACAUCCACACUCAUUAGGCGCCCCCAGACACACACGCACACACUUCAGAAGCGAGCUGGCGGUUCAACUCUCAUCCCUCCGGGAACAGACAUGACAUGGUAGCAUAGUCAUGGAAGAGGCUGUCCAACACUUUGAAUCAGCCAGUCAACAAAGACAUUUAAAAGAGAAAAAGGUCAAGUGGUGAUUUGAUUUAAAUCCCCAAGCUUUUAACAAGACGUAUACUUAAUAGUAUAAGUGGGCCUGGGAAUACUGAUGUGGACACGACAGCACAGCAUGGAUAAAACGACUUCAAAUCUGCAGCUUACGCUGAGCAAGGCCCACAGCAGGAUCACAUUUGCCCUUGGACUCAUUGAGUUUGUCUUUCAAGAAACCCAAUUAGUGGAAGAACCGACAGUGUGAAUUGAAGCUCAUCUUUGCAAGUCAGUGCAAGGUUACCAACAUAAUCGCACAAGGUUAAGUCCAGUGAUGUUGUCAAAAAUAUUGAUAGGUCUCAUCCUGACCUUCCUCAUCCUCCUGACUAUCGGCGGCAACGUUUUGGUGUGCCUUGCGGUCUGCGCCUCCAGACGCCUCCGCUGCCUCACUAAUUGCUUCAUCGUGUCGCUGGCGGUGACGGACCUCCUGCUGGGCCUCGUCGUACUCCCCUUCUCUGCCCACCUGCAGCUCACAGACGACUGGCCGCUGGGUCCAGUCUUCUGCAACUUCUACAUCUCCAUGGACGUCAUGCUGUGCACCGCCUCCAUCCUCACCCUCUUGGCCAUCAGUGUGGACCGCUACUUGGCAGUGACCAUGCCCCUCAGAUACACCUCACUGGUGCUGCCUUGGAGGGUAGUGGUGGCCAUGGCGAGUGUCUGGACCGUGUCCGUGGCCGUGUCCUUCUUGCCCAUCUACAUGGGAUGGAACACGGUCAACGGGACGGUGCAAAACUACGGGCCGCGUGUUCCUGAGAGGACGUGCCGCUUUGAGCUGAACAGGCCUUACGUUUUAACAGACUCUCUUCUCACAUUCUACCUGCCUCUGCUGGCCAUGUGCUGGACAUACCUCAGAAUACUUUGCAUCGCACGGGCACAAAUCAAGCGCAUCAUCAGUGCUCGGCCCACGUACGUCACCAGCUACAGCUGCAGGAGCAACCAAACAACCAUCACCACUGUGGUCUCCAGUAUCCCAGCGUCAGCACUGAGGGAGCACAAGGCCACAGUGACGCUGGCGGCAGUCAUAGGAGCGUUUGUGGUCUGCUGGCUACCUUAUUUCAUCCUGUUCACAGCGCUGGGCCUACAGGAGCAUCCCGACCCAAACAAAGUGCCACAGUUCUCCAUCGUCCUGUGGUUGGGUUACGCCAACUCGGCCCUCAAUCCGAUCCUCUACGGAGCACUCAACAGGGACUUCAGGUCGGCCUACGCUCACUUACUGAGAUGCCGGUGGCCAACUUACAGCAGCUGGUGGAGCAGGCAUCCCUCUCCCAACGUAACAACAGCCAGAGAACAGCUCAUGGAGGUGACGCUGCUAUGUGGACACACGCCCGCCAGCUGCAGGGCAGGACACACGGAUCAGAACUUUAUGCUGCAGGAAACAAGCAGAAGGACAAACACAGCCAUCACCCAGUUUGCAAAUGAUGCAGCUGCCACAGAUGUCAACUGCAAUGAAGGCUCAUGAGCUCAGCUCAUGAUGAGCCUCUGCUGCUGAAGGAUAUCAGACCGGACAAAACCAUCAAGUCAACCUUUAAGGCCUCUCUGACAGGAAGCUACCAUUACAGCAAUUCUGAGGUCCACCAAAGCGGAUUAAGUCAUACACGCCAGUGGGUAAUGGACUCAAAAGGAAGACCUCAGCAGCUCAUCGGACAAAAGCAUCAAUGCGCACUUCACCUGCUCCACUGCACAAAAAGAGGCAAAACACUGAAGGAUACAACUUCUCCUUACUUACUUCUUCGUGCUAAUGCAUGCUUUCAUCUGCAAUGUCAGUGAGACUCUCCCUUGUGUCUCCAUGAAGGACCUAUCAUGACCAUCAUGCAUGACAUUAACCACAAGAAGUAAUGUACAUUUGGAUGCCUUGUCAAGAGUUCUCUCUAGCGGUUGUAUGAAGUAUUAGAAGCUAGACCUGCACUCCUCCUAAAUAGAUGUAAAGAUGGAAUCAAAUGUCUUAUUACUUGAAUUGUAAAUGGUCUUUCCCUUGUAUGGCGCUUUUCCACCAAGGUACUCAAAGCGCUCUGACGCUGUUAGCACAUUUACCUAUUGAGGACGCAGCAUCAGGAGAAGCUGGGUUUCAGUAUCUUGCCCAAGGACACCUCGACACGAUCACAGGAGGACGGAGGAUCAAACCCGCAACCUUCAGAUUGGAAAACGGCCACUCUACCACCUGAGCCAUGCCACUCCCAGCGUGCACAAAUACAGUAAACUUAUGUGUAAUUUUCUUUAACCUGACUGACUUGUUGGCAUGUUGUCCAAUGAA